Messenger RNA from Triticum turgidum subsp. durum (durum wheat), 975 nucleotides. NCBI's taxonomy places the organism in Eukaryota, Viridiplantae, Streptophyta, Magnoliopsida, Poales, Poaceae. The record is from the annotation of a GenBank genome assembly.
AUGGCCGUCGCCUGCCGUUUCGCCGCGCCGCUGGGCCUCGCGCCGCUGCCUCGCGGCCGCGCCGUCGCCAAGGGCAUCGCUUUCUCUGUUGGCUCUGCCAAGGCUGUCCCACGGGGCGUCGCGAUGAAGGCGGCAAACGGGACGCCCGGCGGCGAGGAGACGCCGGAGACCGUCGGCCCCCUCUGCUGCACUGGCGUAGGAAGGCAGAUUAUCAAGAGAGCAGAGGAGGUUUUUCUUUCAACACAAGUAAAAGAAACUUCCGGUCCCCACUCUGACAAGGAUCUAAAGAGAAAUAUGAACUUGCUGCAGCAACUUGGUAUACUUCCUUGUGGUGCUACGGCAUGGUUGAGUUUUGCACAAUCAGCACAGUCUAGUGAAGGAGCAAAGUUAAAUAUGGUUUACGAGGUUGGCGAGCUGUUUGAGCUGGGAAUUCAGCUUUCGUAUCUGCUCAUACUACUUGGUCUGCUUGGAACUGGUACAUUUUAUGUCAUCCGCCAGGUUCUUGUCCGCAGGGAGCUCGAUCUUUCUGCAAAAGACUUGCAGGAACAAGUGAGAAGUGGCGAGGGAAGCGCUACUGAACUAUUUGAGCUUGGAGCAGUCAUGCUCCGGAGAAAAUUUUACCCUGCAGCUAUCAAAUAUCUUCAGCAAGCAAUCCAAAAAUGGGAUAGAGAUGAGCAAGAUCUUGCACAGGUGUACAAUGCCCUGGGGGUGAGCUACAAGCGAGAGAACAAACUGGACAAGGCAAUCAAGCAAUUCGAGAAGGCCGUGGAGCUCCAACCGGGCUACGUGACGGCGUGGAACAACCUCGGCGACGCAUAUGAGCAGCAGAAGGACCUCGCGUCAGCGCUCAGGGCGUUCGAGGAGGUAUUGCUCUUUGAUCCAAACAACAAGGUGGCGAGGCCGCGCCGAGACGACCUCAAGUCGCGUGUGGGCAUGUACAAGGGAGUGCCGGUGAAGACGACGGACAAGCGAUAG